AGUUCAUCAAUGAGCCUGGCUCAACGUGUUCCUGAUGCACCCGGCACCUUGCUAAAUGCAACUGUUUCUCCUUCUGUCAGAACUGUUAAUUCUUCACUUUUCCUCUAUUAUAUUAUUAUUAAAAUAUUGAAAUAACCCCCUCCCUUCCCUGUAGUGUUUCACCCACUUCCCAAGAGGAGGAGGAGACAAGGGGUGGGGUGCUGAAGGCAGAAAGAGAGAGGGCAGAUUGCUCCAUCUCAGUAACAUCAUGACACAGGACAGAGAACAAUCACUUGGUGUGCAGGGAAUCCCUUCAUUUCCCUUAGGUUCAUGGCAAUGGCUUUAAGUGUGGGAUGUGCUGGCUUCCUUCUCCUCACUCUUCUGUAUGUACCAAAGACUCUUGGCAGACCCAGCACCCUCUGCCCUCAAACUUACUUCUACCAUGACUGCUGGAUCCGACGCUUCCCUGGGCUCUUUCUUAACCUCCCUGUGUCAGAGCAACAUGGGGCCCAGUUGCUGCAAACAGAGAUGGAGCCAUCAGCCCAGCGAUGCAGCCGAAAGUGCUGUGAUCAAGCACCACCCUGCAACCUGGCAGUAUCUUUUCUGGAUAACCGCCAAGGAAGAGUUAGUUGCCACUUGGUCCACUGCCCCCACCCAGAGAGCUGCAUCCUGCACCAAAAAGACAGUGCCAUCCUCUAUACCAUCACAGCUGGUAUUGACCCUGAUCUGUUGGUGUUUGAGAAACUGGGACAUAUUGAUUUGAACCCAAGAUCAUCUUUGAAAUUGCAUCGCUUAAACACAUCAGGUGCAGUUGCCCCCCCUGUUCCUCUUCCCCAGUCAUUUCUUCCUUCUCAAGAUCUUCAACCAGCUCAGCAAUCAUCUGCACUACCCAAAUCCCCUACAGAGUCAUCACCUCCCCCUACCUCCUCUCAUCCCUCUCUCCCUACCUCUUCUCAUGACUCUCUCCCUCAUCCACCUUGUCCAGGGGAUUCUUCUCUUCGUUCUUUUCCUCCUACCAAGUCAUCACUAUCUACACCACCCUAUGUCUCUGAAACAAACUCUGUCUCCCAAUCGAAGACCAGUUCUCUGGCCGAUACAGCUCACAGCGAAGACCCUCUAACUACGUUGGCACCAGUGGGACAACCCAUACCCAACCUGCACAGUCCAGCUCAUCUUGACAGCAAUAAACAGCAUGUCAAUGAUACCAAAGGUCACAGUGGGAAGAACCAGAGUUCUAGUGCAGAGGUGGAGGAUGCAUCUGGUACCUGGCUGGGUCUAUGGUUAUUCCCUGGCUUGGUCGGCUCUUCAGUUGCAUUAUUGUGUUGCUGUUCAGGCAUUAUGAUGCUUGGAUGCUGCAGGGGAAGGAAGAGGGGCAGAUACAGACCAGGGCAGGUAGCUGAUGAUAGAAGGGGUAGUUUGAUCAGGUUCGCAUUACUUAAGGAAAAGGAGUGAUCUUGAAGUCAAGAAUGGAGAGUAUCUAAACAAUGCAUAAACAAAGUCAAGACGACUUCUGCUCAGAUUGAUCACCAAGGACCCCCUGCAGCAUGCAACCAGAGGUAGUGGAAGGCAUGUGGUAGAUGGGGCAUCUGCAAGAUAUCGCAUAGGAAGCUCAAGAUGGCAAUCAAUUCAAGUUGUGAUCUUUGCUCAAGUAUAAGGUGGAGUACAACAAAUGGGAACAUACACAAACACCACCCAAAGUGUUUUUCUCUUAUUCACUAAGGAAAGGUUUUGUUGCCAACCAAAUUCAUUGUUUUGUGUUUUUAAAUUGCACAGAUGGAUUCUAUUGCAACAAUUUUGUUGUGCUCUGCUGCUUAAUUUAUAUUCAGGAGGUUGCUUCCUGGCUUAGCAUCACAUGCUGUAAAGAUAAUGUCUAUGCUACGAUUCUGGUGCAAUUAAAGAAUAUUUUUAGUGUUUUU
Xenopus laevis (African clawed frog) is the source of this 1895-nucleotide messenger RNA. It is a transcript of the gene mansc4.L, whose product is annotated as MANSC domain-containing protein 4. The coding region runs from base 310 to 1431 and encodes 373 amino acids. The transcript is spliced from 4 exons. The record is from RefSeq and is a predicted model, not a curated record. NCBI's taxonomy places the organism in Eukaryota, Metazoa, Chordata, Amphibia, Anura, Pipidae.